Eutrema salsugineum is the source of this 1165-nucleotide messenger RNA. Its product is annotated as 2-oxoglutarate-Fe(II) type oxidoreductase. NCBI's taxonomy places the organism in Eukaryota, Viridiplantae, Streptophyta, Magnoliopsida, Brassicales, Brassicaceae. The record is from RefSeq and is a predicted model, not a curated record. The transcript has 11 exons. The coding region runs from base 265 to 1065 and encodes 266 amino acids.
AAUCACUUUCGAAAUAAACAGAGAUUGUGAAAAUGGGGCUUUCUCUUCAACUUCCGAUCGUCGAUAUGUCUUCGUCGGACAAAAUCUCCACCGCACAAUCGAUUCGUCGGGUUCCUCUUCUUCUCUCUCCUUGUUAUUUGUAUCCGUACUACUACAACAGUAGAAACUGUGCUUCUUCUUCAUUUUUACUAGUUUUUUCGCGGAUAGGCGUGUCUCGAACAUGGAUUCUUCUAUGCCAAUAACCAUGGCAUCCCGGAAGAAUUGAUGGAAAAGGUUUUCAAGGAGAGUAAAAGCUUCUUUAACCUCCCACUAGAUGAGAAGAUGGCUUUACUCCGCCGUGAUUUGCUCGGUUACACUCCAUUGUAUGCUGAGAAACUCGACCCGUCCAUGAGCUCCAUAGGUGAUUCCAAGGAAAGCUUCUAUUUUGGCUCUUUGGAAGGCGUUCUUGCUCAACGUUACCCGAAUCAGUGGCCUUCCGAAGAUCUCUUGCCAUCGUGGAGGCAAACCAUGGAAUGUUACUACAAGAAUGUCCUGUCUGUGGGUAGAAAAUUGCUCGCCUUAAUUGCCUUGGCAUUGGAUUUAGAUGAGGACUUCUUCGAACAAGUUGGAGCUUUGAAUGAUCCUACAGCAGUUGUUCGCCUCUUACGCUAUCCAGGUGAAGUGAUUUCGUCGGAUGUAGAAACAUAUGGUGCCUCGGCUCACUCAGAUUAUGGAAUGGUCACUCUUCUUCUUACUGAUGGAGUUCCAGGACUUCAGGUUUGUAGAGACAAAUCGAAACAACCACGUGUUUGGGAAGAUGUCCCUGGAAUUAGAGGGGCGUUUAUUGUCAACAUUGGUGAUAUGAUGGAGAGAUGGACGAAUGGACUCUUCCGGUCUACAUUGCACAGAGUGAUGCCCGUGGGAAAAGAACGUUACUCGGUGGUGUUCUUUUUAGAUCCGAAUCCAGAUUGUAAUGUGGAAUGCUUGGAGAGUUGUUGCAGUGAAACUUGUCCCCCAAGAUUCCCGCCUAUCCUCGCCGGCGACUAUAUUAAGGAGCGUUUCAGGCUAACCUACGCCUCCUCCUAGAUUUUAAUGUAUGUCAUUUAUGUUUUUAUAUUAGGAAAUGUAACAAAACAUAGUGUAAAUUUAACUCCGUAUGGAUGAAAUAAAGUUUAUAUUAACGAUC